Messenger RNA from Candidozyma duobushaemuli, 1842 nucleotides. RefSeq names its product AMP-activated serine/threonine-protein kinase catalytic subunit (gene SNF1). Gene Ontology annotation, molecular function: ATP binding; protein serine/threonine kinase activity. NCBI's taxonomy places the organism in Eukaryota, Fungi, Ascomycota, Pichiomycetes, Serinales, Metschnikowiaceae. The transcript has a single exon. The record is from RefSeq and is a predicted model, not a curated record. The coding region runs from base 1 to 1842 and encodes 613 amino acids. Gene Ontology annotation, cellular component: cytoplasm. Gene Ontology annotation, biological process: protein phosphorylation; intracellular signal transduction.
AUGUCCGAAGAAGAUAAACUGUCAGGACAUCAUCGCCACCAUCAUCAUCACAGCCAUCAUGGGCACCAUGGUCAUGAUCGGAAGCAGCAACAACAACAGCAAUUUCCACCCCAGGGCUCGACCCCUAGUUCGGCAAACAGAAUCGGAAAAUACCAAAUCAUCAAGACUUUGGGUGAAGGUUCGUUCGGUAAGGUCAAGUUGGCAGAGCACUCCACCACAGGCCAAAGAGUGGCUCUUAAAAUCAUCAAUAGAAAGACUUUGGCCAAGUCGGAUAUGCAAGGUCGUGUUGAAAGAGAGAUUUCAUACUUGCGCUUGUUAAGACACCCCCAUAUCAUCAAGCUUUACGAUGUGAUCAAGUCGAAGGACGAAAUCAUCAUGGUUAUUGAGUAUGCGGGCAAGGAGUUGUUCGACUACAUCGUUCAGAGGGGUAGAAUGCCGGAGGACGAAGCAAGAAGAUUCUUCCAGCAGAUCAUUGCAGCAGUGGAGUACUGCCAUAGACACAAAAUCGUUCACCGUGAUUUGAAGCCCGAAAACUUGUUGUUGGACGAUCACCUUAAUGUGAAAAUUGCAGACUUUGGUUUGUCGAACAUCAUGACCGAUGGUAACUUCUUGAAGACAAGCUGUGGUUCUCCUAACUAUGCAGCUCCUGAGGUUAUUUCCGGUAAAUUGUACGCCGGUCCAGAGGUUGAUGUCUGGUCCUCCGGUGUUAUUUUGUACGUCAUGUUGUGUGGUAGGUUGCCAUUCGAUGACGAGUUCAUUCCAGCAUUAUUCAAGAAAAUUAGCAAUGGUGUGUACACCUUGCCCAACUACUUGUCAGAGGGUGCUAAGAAAAUCUUGACAAAGAUGUUGGUCGUCAAUCCCCUUAACCGUGUCACCAUCCACGAGAUCAUGGAAGACUCAUGGUUCAAGGAAGGUAUAGAGGAUUACUUGUUACCUCCAGACUUGUCCAAGACCAUCCAUAAUAAGAUUGAUAUCGAUGAGGAUGUUAUCAAUGCCUUGAGUGUGACGAUGGGUUACGACAGAGAUGAGAUUUUGAACACAAUCAACUCAUGCAACAAACAACAAUACCCACAACAGCAACAGAAUGAGAUACUUGACGCCUACUUGUUAAUGAAAGAGAACCACUCUCUCGUGAAGGACUUGAAGAAGAACAAGACUGAACAUAUGGACAACUUUUUGUCUUCAAGCCCUCCUCCCUCAUGGUCUUCACCACAAGGCGAAGAAGCAACCGCCACGCAUAGAGCCCCUGGUGUUCUGCAAUCCCUCACAUAUCAAACCUUGGCAACAGUUCCGGACUUAUCGACGUUGCCAAACUCUACGAUUGCCAUUCUUCCUUCUUCGUUGCCCUCGAUCCAUCGCGCCUCAAUGAUGAACGUCUCGGAGCAGGGUUCGAGCAAGAUCAACCCCGUUUCUUCAAAGAAGCUGAAGACAAAAUGGCAUUUCGGCAUACGGUCCAGGUCGUAUCCUUUGGACGUCAUGGGCGAGAUUUAUAGAGCAUUGAAGAACUUGGGAGCCGAAUGGGCAAAGCCAACUGAAGAAGAGUUAUGGACUAUUAGAGUGCGCUGGAAGUACGGGCCUUGCUUGGUUGAUGAGACGGUCAAGGAGGGCGAGUCAGUCCCACCUGCUUUAAUGAAGAUGCAGAUUCAAUUGUUCCAAUUGGAGCCUAAUAACUAUCUUGUUGACUUUAAGUUCGAUGGAUGGGAGAGCAGCACUACCCAAGAUGGCAAACAAUCGGGUAAGCAAGAUGUUGACGAAAUGAGCUCCUUCUCUGCCUACCCAUUUUUGCAUUUGGCUACGAGAUUAAUCAUGGAGUUGGCGGUCAACUCGACUCAGGCACAAUAA